AUGCAAACAUGGGGUUUUGAUGUCUGCUGCGAUGGGAUCACGCUCACAAGAGAGCACAUGGAGAGGAAGAGGCAGGAAGAGCUGCAGCGACAGCAGCUCGAGAAGCUGCUCAGCAUGGAGAGGCCACCCAUGGGGCCGGCGAUGGACGGCGUGCUAUGGAGCCGAUGCCAGCCUUCUGAGAUGUGCGAUAUGCCUGUUCUUAGCAUCUUGAAGCUUGAGCUGAGGCAGGGGAUGGACAUCCAAGAUGCUACGGGUGCGCUUUGCAAGCUUUGGGCCGCCGUGUUGCGAUACAUUCGCUCCAUGCCCGGCUGUGUUUUCUUGCGGUGGGGAGUCACGCGACCCGACGGCAAUACCAUCUUUUGCUUCAUUCAAUGGAAGAGCAGCGCUGCAUGGCACGAGUUUCAGAAAUCGCCUGGGUUUCAACCCAUGACUGCUUUUCUUGCCUCUAACGUCUGGAAUCGACACGUCAAGCUGGGCGCGCCUGCCAUUGCUGCUGCUACCCAGUGGACACGGGUGGUCACGAUCUCGUUUGACGCCUUUGUGGAUGGCGACGAGAAGAAAGAAUUUCACCAGGAAUUCUGCUCGCGCUUCGAUUCCACGAGCCUCUGCUCUGGCUGGCUAGAGCACAACGCCGUCGUCUUCGCCGAGCAUACGGAAGCGCAGGCCGCUACGGCGCGAACCCCGACCAUUUUCUUCAGUCUUUUGGAUAAGAACGGAAGCAGCCCUGAGCAUUUUAGAGAUGAUGUGGAUUUUGCAACAAUAUCGGGGAUCGAACGAGAGACUCACUCGCACUUGAUUCGUUUUACCGAGGACGCGGCGACAGCUGGGCCGGUGGUGCCGCUGCACAACUCGCCUGGCGACACAAUUGCAUGGAUUUGCGACACAGAUUUGCUUCAACAUACUGCAGCGGCAAUAGCGCUUCCAUCUUCCGAAAAUACACAGAAUACAAGGUUUCCAGGCCCGCGAGCAAGUGAGUGCAGUCAAGGGGACCUGAACGAGGAUGGGGAGCUUCCGGAGCUACCCGCUCUCAGCCCUCCUCCACACAACAGUCUGCUGAAAGUUGCCUGGAUACGCUUGCACGAGAUCUCAUCUGCGGAGGCUGUUCAUGAAGCGUUGCAUCAUCCGCUGUCAAAGUUAAAGGGGUACCAGAUGGGGACGUGGGCGCUGGACCAUGAGCGGGACUUGGUCGUGGCCAUCAUCACCAUGUGGCGUUUUGACGAGGACGAGGCAUCCAGAGAGCGCUACCAUGCCACGCUCAAGUCGUUGGUUCGAGCAUCGCCGCAAGUCGACCAAACGUGGGUGCUUGAACAUCGUUCGAUGCCUGCCUCCGUUUGGAUGCACGAGUAUACAUGCAUGGAAAUCAACACCUUCCAUGUGCCGAAUGACCCCGGAUACCAAGGUCUCUUUACAAGCGCAGUAUCGCGGUGGAAAAGUUCCAUGGUAGCAAACCGGCAACGCAGCCAGCACAACGCAGGGGCUUGUGACGAGGAGGCUGUCGGGGGCUGGGAUCCCGCCGUGGACGAGAACGAGAUGCUCCGGUACACGUGCGUCGUGCGAUGGGAAAGCCCGACUGCUCGGAGGGAGUGGUAUGCGAGGCUGUACGAUGCGCCGUACGCGUCCUUUGGUCUGAACCUGGACGCGCUGAAGAUUGGCGCGUCUGGUGGCAUACAAACUCAGCUGCUGCAGUUCCAGAGCAAUUAUCAAAUGGCUGAGGACAGCGGCGCGGGUGUUUUCCUCGGAGAGUUGAUGAAUGCACUGCCACUGGGUCAUUCCAUCAGCGCCCGUUCGCCCGUACCUGCUGCGACUCACACGACUGCGCGGCUCGCGUCUCGCUGCGCGCCGCCCCGAAUGCAGUUCUUCUUCCCCAGGGCAGACGCCAGUCUCUUGACGCCAUCGCCAGACGCCAUAGCCGACGUUCCUCCCCCGCGGCCCACGACCGUCGGCCCGGUCUUCGAUGCCGAGAAUGUGGGGCGCCCGGUCGAGCCGUGGGUGCCGGAGCUGGCGAAAUGCAUCUACCCGCCCAAGCUGGAUCCGUACGCGGUGUCGUCGGUGCCGGAAGAGACGGCGGUGCCCCUCGACUGCCGCUACCUACGGGCUCGUCUAGCCAAGAACGAGCGAUUAAGGCUCUCCAUGCUGUGGUACUAUGGGCGGCACCUCGAGGAAGAGCCGGAGCUGCUCGCCGGCCUCCAGGAAAAGGCAUGCCUCGCGCAGGAGUCGUCAGGGUGGGAGUUUGCCGUCAUCGGAUUGCUCGAUGUCAACGUCUACGUUCGCCUGGUGACGGUCGGUGGUCUCGAGUUGGGCAUCUUACCCCGCGGCGAGACCAUCUGCGCGCACACUGUCACACAACCGCCUGGCAGCGUCUUCCUCCUUCCAAGUCUUCAAGAGGACUGGCGGUUCCGCGACUGCCCCUACGCCGAGAAAGGCGGGCUGGCAGCUUACGCUGGCAUCCCCCUUCGAAUGCAGCACGAGUCCGGCGAGUGCGUCGGACUGGGUUCGAUCUGCGUCGCCUCGGCCACGAGCCAGCCUCCAUUAUCGCAGCAACAGCAGCAGACGCUCACGCGGCUCGCCGACUGGGUCGUGGCGGACAUUGUGCAGUGCACACGCACGCAGCGCCAACGGGAGCGCCGUCGCCUUGCCGAACUCGUUGAAAGUGUCGAGAAUGGAAGCGGUUUCCAGGAUUCUCACGCAGCGGUGCUAGGGAUUCUCCAAGAUGCCUAUCCAGGAGAGGUCAUCCGUAUACAGCCAUCCGACGCAGAUCGCUGCGACGUCAACUGGCCGGAGGUCCUGCCACCAGGUCUCAAGAACGGUCUGUGGGAAGACACCGCCUACAUUGACGAGAUCAUCGCCACGUCGAACCAAAACGAGACUCCCACAGACAGGGUAGUGCGUCUCAUGUCCUCGCAAUGCGACACGGAGCUGGGCCAUUCACUGCUCGUUGUUGGCACCAAAGAUUUCCGACGCAUUUUUGACGAUGUCGACGCUUGGUUCAUACAGACUUGCGCAAAUCUAGCAACUCGAGUAUGGCAAAAGCGCCUCCUAACCGAAGCCAUCAAAGCGAAAGAAAAUUUUCUUCGAGGUGUAUCGCACCAAUUAAGAACCCCGAUUCAUGGGAUUCUCGGUGCCGCCGAGCUGUUGUCCGAGGAAUUAAGGGCCAUUUCGUUAUCUGAGAUGUCGAGGUCAGCAUUAAUAGAUGCGGAGAGUGCCCCCAUUGCGGGAAAAACGUCACUUUAUCUCGACACAAUCUCCGGAGCUGGCCGAGAACUCAUGUCGACCGUUAACAGCAUGAUCACAUUGAAUAGAUGGGCUGACAUUGCACUGGCGGAAAGACGGUACGCCAUGCACGACGUUGGCGAUUUGGAAGGGGCGCUAUUGAAGCAGGUGUUGGAAGCGUCCGUCAGCCAAACAGGAAUGAAUGCCUCCGUAUUCUGCCACUGUGAGGUCCCAACCGGUAAGCUCCUGACGGACAUGAACCUGUUGCGAGAUUCCAUCUGGCCUCUGGUCCAUAAUGCAAUCCAAAACACACCCGAGGGAGUUGUCACAAUCAAAUUCUCGAUGCGGCCGGGCACAGAGACAUUCAUGGUCGAUGUGGAGGAUACAGGGCGUGGCAUUCCCCCGCAGGACCAAGAGCGCGUCUUUCAGCUCUAUGAAAAGGUCGAUGAGCAUUCGACAGGCGCCGGACUGGGAUUGACAAUUGCCGUCAAGUUUGCUGCGCUGCUGCAUGGCUCGGUCGAGCUCGUCUCGUCGCGGGUCGGCCACGGUACGCACUUCCGAGCGACAUUCGACGACAUGAUUCAUGCAGUCUCUGCCAACCCUCCGGUCGCAGCACCAGCAGCUUCAUUCAAGCAUUUACCGCCAAAUUACGACAAUCUGGACAAGAACUCGUCUUGCCGUACUCUGUCUUCAAAUUUUGCCGAGUUUCUAACCCGCAUGGGCUUCGCGUCGGAUCGCUCUGCGGAUUGUUUCACGAUAUUCGAGUACAGCAGCGACAUAGAGAAACUUCGUGCCAGGACGGCAGUGCUCCUAGAGCAGGUUGCGAUCUGUUUAGUGCCACAGUCGGUCGACGCCGGGUCCCUUGAAAGCCUGCCCAGAGUCGUUUACGCGACACCGCCAUUUUCGAGCUUGCGGCUUGUCAGUGCGCUUCAGAUGGCCGAUGAGAUGAGCGCGAUGUUGCGCUCGUCAAAAGCCGUCGAAACUGAUCCUGUCAAUGAGAAGAAAGGUCUUGGCGGUCUUGCUUCACCGUCCACUAUAGAUGAAGGCUACAACUCCAUGGAUGGGUCAUCGCCACUACCUCGGAGUGACCAGUCCAGCCAGGUCGAGCUUGGCAGAGAAACGUCGAAUUCGUUCUUUUCGCCCACCUGCGAGUCCUCAGCCGGGUCAGCGUCUCAAAGCGCACCGCCUCGGCCACCGACGAGAUCGGCCGCGCCGAUGGUGCUGGUGGUGGACGACAACCUGGUCAACCUGGGCAUCCUGCAAAUGUACUGCAAGAAGCGCGGACUGCCUUUCCUCAGCGCGACCGACGGCAAGCAAGCCGUCGACGUCUUCUCAAAGCACAAAGCUUCGCCUGCAGCGAGCGACGCGCCUAUCGAGCUGGUUCUCAUGGAUCUGCAGAUGCCCGUCUGCGACGGCCUAGACGCCACAGCGCAGAUACGCGCUCUGGAGCAGGACAAUGCCUGGGCCGCGAGCGUCGUCCUCAUGAUCACGGGCCAGGACAGCCAGGCGGACCGGCAGGCGGCGAGCGCGGUUGGGGCGGAUGAUUACAUGGUCAAGCCUAUUGGCAUUGCGCGGCUGGACGCUAAAUUGAAACGGUAUUUUCCUCUAUUCAAGACUCAGUCUGCGAGGUAA
Cordyceps fumosorosea ARSEF 2679 is the source of this 4842-nucleotide messenger RNA. Its product is annotated as CheY-like superfamily. The transcript is spliced from 6 exons. NCBI's taxonomy places the organism in Eukaryota, Fungi, Ascomycota, Sordariomycetes, Hypocreales, Cordycipitaceae. The coding region runs from base 1 to 4842 and encodes 1613 amino acids. Gene Ontology annotation, molecular function: phosphorelay sensor kinase activity; histidine phosphotransfer kinase activity. The record is from RefSeq and is a predicted model, not a curated record. Gene Ontology annotation, biological process: phosphorelay signal transduction system; protein autophosphorylation.